Messenger RNA from Brassica oleracea var. oleracea, 534 nucleotides. Its product is annotated as lipid transfer protein EARLI 1-like. The coding region runs from base 1 to 534 and encodes 177 amino acids. The record is from RefSeq and is a predicted model, not a curated record. The transcript has a single exon. Lineage: Eukaryota; Viridiplantae; Streptophyta; Magnoliopsida; Brassicales; Brassicaceae.
AUGGCCCUACAUUGUUCAUUAAAAAUCGUAACUCUCUUCCUUGCACUCAACAUUCUUCUCCUCGCCAGAACCCAAGUCGUCCAAAGCCGUUCUACAACCUCUCCACGCAUCCCAGCACCUCCAUCUAUAAUGGCACCACCAAGAAUACCUCUACCACCUCCGCCACCAUGUCCGCCACCACCACCUCCUCCACCACCACCAUGUCCGCCACCACCUCAACCACAACCAUUUCCUCCACCGCCACUGCCUCUUCCAUCCCUUUCACCAAAUCCUCCCCCAUCACAGCAUCCACCUCGUAGCACUUGCCCAAAGACUGUCCCACAAAUACGAAUAUGUGGCAGUAUCGUAAAUAAACUCCCAAGAAUCCGUAGUGUGCAGCCAUGUUGUUCUAUCGUCCGUGAUCGAUCUGACACUGACGCACUUGAUUGCCUGUGUGAGUUGGUGGAUGCACCACGUCUAAGUCUCCCACCUAAUAUCAUCAUCCUUUCAGGCGCUUGUGGUCGUCGUAUUCCCCCAGGUUACACAUGCCCAUGA